Messenger RNA from Pleuronectes platessa (European plaice), 1458 nucleotides. RefSeq names its product chitinase-3-like protein 2. The record is from RefSeq and is a predicted model, not a curated record. Lineage: Eukaryota; Metazoa; Chordata; Actinopteri; Pleuronectiformes; Pleuronectidae. The transcript is spliced from 12 exons. Gene Ontology annotation, molecular function: chitinase activity; chitin binding. Gene Ontology annotation, cellular component: extracellular region. The coding region runs from base 1 to 1458 and encodes 485 amino acids. Gene Ontology annotation, biological process: carbohydrate metabolic process; chitin catabolic process.
AUGUGCAACAUAAUUCUGACAGCAGGUCUCUGCCUGGUUAUCGCCAGCUUGGGCUCUUCUGAAAGGCUGGUGUGUUACUUUAACAGCUUGGCCGAAGAUAGAGCAGACGCCGGGAAGUUCACGAUUGAGGAUAUCGAUCCGAACAAAUGUACCCAUCUGAUCUACGCCUUCUCUGACAUCAAUGAUUUCAAUGAACUGGUACCGACUAGAAGAGCAGACAUAUUCCGCUAUCAGUUGUUUAAUGGGCUCAAAACCAGAAAUCCUUCACUCAAAACCCUGUUGGCUGUUGGUGGUCCAACCUUUAACAAAAUAAAAUUCACUACGAUGGUGUCAACCACACAAAAAAGAACAACAUUUAUCCAGUCUGCUGUCCUACUACUGAGAGUAUUUCAGUUUGAUGGGUUAAACCUGGACUGGAUGUACCCUGUGGGAGCAGGAGGCGACCCAGACAACAAACAGAAAUUUACACUGCUGUGCAAGGAGCUCAAUGCUGCCUUUGAGACUGAAGGGAAGAAACAUAACCGUGACCGAUUAAUCCUCACAGCAAGUGUCUCUGCUGAGAGAGAGGUUAUUGAUGCCAGUUAUGAAGUCAAAAAGAUUACCAAGGACCUGGACUUCCUCAAUGUGCUGACGUAUGACUUUCAUGGCCCCUGGGAAAAUGUCACAGGACAUCACAGUCCCUUAUUCGGGGGAUCCCACGAUACUGGAGACAAAAUCUACUAUAAUACUGACUCUGCCAUGCAGUAUUGGGUGGACAAGGGAGCACCUGCACAAUUGCUAAAUUUGGGACUAGCUGCAUAUGGGCGAGCUUUUUCCCUCUCCUCUGCAUCCAGUGAUGUUGGAGCUCCAGCCAACGGCACUGGUGAAGAAGGCUGCUACACUGGUGAAGAAGGAUUCUGGGCCUAUUAUGAGACUUGCCUUUAUACUGAAGGGGCUACAGUCCAACGGAUUGCUAAUCAGAAAGUUCCAUAUGCCAUCACAGAAAACCAGUGGGUUGGAUUUGAUGACACACGCAGCAUUAGUACGAAGGUCAGUUACUUAAAAGCAAACCAAUUUGGAGGAGCCUUUGUUUGGUCUCUGGACCUGGAUGACUUCAGUGGAAAUUUCUGUAAACAGGGCAAAAGUCCCUUCAUCAGCCACCUGAAUUCUCUACUGGUUCAAAUAAUAAAAAUGUUCUUCAACUUCCACAACCACAGCCUCAACUACAACAACAACUAUUCCAACUACCAUGAAAACAACUCCCCCUACGACAACAAGUACUCUGACUACCACGAACACAACCACAACAACCACUCCCACUACCACAACUACUCCCACUACCUUAACAACUACUCCAACUAUCAAAACCACAACUCCCACUGCAACUACCUCAACCCCCACAGCUCAAACUACUACACCCACAACUACCACACCAACAGCUCAAAUCACAACUCCCACUGCAACUACCACAACAACUAA